This is a messenger RNA of Phaedon cochleariae (mustard beetle), 801 nucleotides long. The record is from the annotation of a GenBank genome assembly. NCBI's taxonomy places the organism in Eukaryota, Metazoa, Arthropoda, Insecta, Coleoptera, Chrysomelidae.
AUGAACUGUGUUGACCAAGGUAUUAACAAAACCAUGACAUGGUCACCAUGUGAAGAACUGACAACAGAAUUUACAAGGAAUCACUAUGGCAUUAUUAUCUUGAAUAGCCCUAUCAAUUUCAGUUUUCAUCAAGAAUUUGUAAUACGUAUGUGGAGGCAAGCUAAGGUACGAGUGACUGUAGAUGGAGGAACAGACAGGUGGCAGCAUUGGCUCACAAUGAAUGAACAUGAGUUCAAAGAUGUACCAAAUCCUGAUCUCAUCACAGGUGAUAUGGAUUCCUUGUCUAAAGAAGUAUUAAACCACUUCACAGAUUGUGGUACCAAAGUAGUUGUGACACCAGAUCAGAAUGAAACAGAUUAUGUAAAAGCUUUGGUAGAGCUCAACAAAUACUGUUGCUCAGAGAAUAUAGAACUUGAUACUGUAUAUGUGCUAGCUGACACAUGUGGUCGUUUUGACCAAAUCAUGGCAAACAUCAAUGCAUUAUUUCGGAGCAGAGAUAUUCUGAAAGGAAUAAGAAUAUAUCAGAUAGCAUCAACGUCAUUAACUUGGCUCUUAGAUGAGGGAUUCCAUUCGAUAAGUAUACCAGAAGGCCUUGUAAGCAAUCGUGAUUGGUGUGCACUUAUACCAAUUGGUGGCCCCUGUCAGGUAUCAACAACUGGGCUGAAAUGGGAUUUAGAUAAUACGAAAUUGGAAUUUGGGGAUCUCGUUAGCACUUCAAAUACAUAUGGUGGUCCUUCAGUUAUUACAGUGAAGACUAAUUCACCUGUCAUUUGGUCCAUGAGCAUUGACUCAUUAUUAUAG